Triticum aestivum (bread wheat) is the source of this 601-nucleotide messenger RNA. Its product is annotated as 60S ribosomal protein L22. The transcript has 2 exons. NCBI's taxonomy places the organism in Eukaryota, Viridiplantae, Streptophyta, Magnoliopsida, Poales, Poaceae. The coding region runs from base 68 to 574 and encodes 168 amino acids. The record is from RefSeq and is a predicted model, not a curated record.
AGGCAGAGCACAAACUAAGAGAAGAAAGGGCAGACAUGAGAAGCCAGCUCCAAAAGACACUUCAAGGAUGGCCUCAAUCACUUGUUCUAAUUGCAUUAAAGUUGGCCAUAGGUACACCAACUGCCAUAUUGAUUUGAAACCUGCACUAGCCAUGAGAAAGAACAGGCAUGAUCCAAGCAGCUCUUCUUACCCACCUGAUGCUGCUACUUCUGCCUCAUCUGCUGCACGAGCAAGAAGGGUUGCAUCUACUGCCACUGCACCAGCACCAGCAAGGAGGACUCCAUCUUCUGCCACUGCACCAACACCCGCAAGAAGAACUCCAUCUUCUACCACUGCACCAGCACUAGCAAAGAGGACUACAUCUUCUGCCACUGCACCAGCACCAGCAAAGAGGACUCCAUCUUCUGCCACUCCACCAUCAACAAGAUCUGCUACUACUGCUGCAAAGGGUAAGGCUCCAGCUACUAGGGCUUCAACUGCUGCAAAGGGAGCAAUGGCAGCUUUCUUGCUCCAAGACCAAACAGUGGUUCCCAGAGAGUCAGAAAGCCAACCCAGAAGAUCAAGGACUCCCUGACUGCUUCUGGUGCAGCAUGGGAUUGAU